AUGUCUAUAAAAUGCCCCAUAAUAGAAGCGCCUGAAGCUCGAUCCACGCCCCGGACAAAAGAUGACAAUGGCAGCUGGUUAUCUGCCGAUGGACCAUAUCUCACUUACAUCAAGCAGAGCUGUAGUCGACAGCCCAAUCUCGAGUUACCCGAUGGACGGAAUCGCGCUAUUAUGCUGUGCGAUAGACAGCAUGUUCGAGCGACAGUUCUCGAGUUAAAUAGUGAAGGCAAAAUGCUGUCGCCUGCGGAAUUCCCUCAUGUUACACAACUGAGGAAUCAUUUUUCUCAACUGCGAAAGUUGCGUCAAGAUGGUCAAAGUCAUCGGACGAUCUAUCUUGUCGAAGGCUUAAACACAGAAGUUAUAGCACUUUUAGGUGACGAACUCCAGGUAGACCCUAUGUUCUUUGUCACUCAUGAGAGAACGUCGACAUAUCUGCGAUGGCCUUACGAGCCCAAUCUAGCACCAUGCUUACCUUCACUCAUUGAUGGGAAUCGAUCAUUUGCUGCAAGCUACUACGACAUUCGAGCUCUCAGUGAAGAAUUCGGGUCAUUCAGCGUAGGAUGUGCAGAAUCGGGUAGAGACGCUUUGAGGACCAAGCUCGGCAAGGAUUGGGAGCCUACAGUUAUCCUUCACAGAAAAUGUUCAUUCUGGAAAACAACAUUUUCCAAUCAAAAUGACUGGAGUGUCCCUGGACUGUACGGAGCAGAACAUCAGGACCUUCACGAGAAUGUCUAUAUGACGACUUGCUUCACUACUACACCGAAUGCUACAAUGACAUAUCUGCCAGGCAAGCAGCUCAGCUAG
This is a messenger RNA of Fusarium oxysporum Fo47, 804 nucleotides long. RefSeq lists its product as uncharacterized. The record is from RefSeq and is a predicted model, not a curated record. Lineage: Eukaryota; Fungi; Ascomycota; Sordariomycetes; Hypocreales; Nectriaceae. The coding region runs from base 1 to 804 and encodes 267 amino acids. The transcript is spliced from 2 exons.